CCCAGUUUCAUCGAGCCAUCCGACUUCGUUGUGUGCGUCGACUUGACACCCACGACAAUCACCGCCGACAACACCAUCCCCCGGGACAUUAGAUCACCAGGAUGUCCUCUUUUGAACCAGUGGUGCGUCGUCAUCGACGGCAAAGGACACCUCCUCGGUCGUCUGGCCAGCACUGUCGCCAAGCAGCUGCUCAACGGUCAGAAGAUCGUCGUUGUGAGAUGUGAGGCCCUCAACAUCUCCGGCGAGUUCUUCCGCGCGAAGCUCAAGUACCACGCCUACCUUCGCAAGAUGACUCGCUUCAACCCCACCCGUGGUGGUCCCUUCCACUUCCGCGCUCCUUCCCGCAUUCUCUACAAGGCUAUCCGCGGCAUGAUUCCCCACAAGACCCCCCGUGGUGCCGCCGCUCUGGAGCGCCUUAAGGUCUUCGAGGGUGUCCCCCUCCCUACGACAAGAAGAAGCGUGUCGUUGUCCCCCAGGCUCUCCGUAUCCUGCGCCUGCGCCCCGGCCGCAAGUACUGCACCGUUGGCCGUCUCAGCCACGAGGUUGGCUGGAAGUACCAGGAUGUUGUUUCCCGGUAUACUCGAGGAGCGUCGGAAGGUCAAGAGCAAGGCUUACUACGAGCGCAAGAAGGCCGCUCGUCGCAACCUUGUCAAGGCCGAGCAGGGAGCGAAUGUGGACAGCAAGACCAAGACCCAGCUUGCUCAGUAUGGUUACUAGAUACCUUUAGCGCGGCUGGUUGUUGUGUCGAGCGAUGGUUCUGGGAUGGGAUCGCGGACGGUUUUCUUUCAGCGAAUUUGAACGACAAGCCGACCGAACUUCUUCUGCGGCCCGGUCCUCUAACUCAUGAAUACCACUGUCUGUGACGCACAUGA
This is a messenger RNA of Penicillium paradoxum, 872 nucleotides long. RefSeq names its product 60S ribosomal uL13 domain-containing protein. Gene Ontology annotation, cellular component: ribosome; cytosolic large ribosomal subunit. Gene Ontology annotation, biological process: translation; negative regulation of translation. Gene Ontology annotation, molecular function: mRNA binding; structural constituent of ribosome. The record is from RefSeq and is a predicted model, not a curated record. NCBI's taxonomy places the organism in Eukaryota, Fungi, Ascomycota, Eurotiomycetes, Eurotiales, Aspergillaceae. The transcript is spliced from 4 exons. The annotation marks the transcript as partial.